Molecule: messenger RNA, 306 nt
Organism: Pseudozyma hubeiensis SY62
Lineage: Eukaryota; Fungi; Basidiomycota; Ustilaginomycetes; Ustilaginales; Ustilaginaceae
Product: polyketide synthase, putative
Exons: 1
Coding region: 1-306 (101 amino acids)
Source: RefSeq, a predicted model, not a curated record
AUGUACACGUUCGAUGGCUCGCUCCACAUAAUCGAGCGUUGCUGGCAGUCGACUGCAUCCCCACGUCCCAAUCACAACUCAUGUUUCGUUCCCGACGUGCGUCUCGAUGGGACGCUUCAAAAACGAAAAGACGCCAAUCCUGCUAUGGGCGAUUCCAGAUGGAAGAAGUCCAUGCAGCUUCCUGUGAUUGGAGCGUUCCAGCAGACGCUGACGUCUGUCUUCAGCAGCAGCCUUCAGCGACGAAUGCCUUCCGGACAGCCUUUUCCGAUGUACAUGUUCCUCUGCUCUAAAAUCAAGACUAGCUAG